GUGGAAUCUGCGGAAAACCGUGAUCCGUCGGAAACGACUGUUUCAGAAGAAAGCGGCUACCUUGCCCGCCGAGCCGCUACUUAUAAAUUACGCCGCGCAUCUGCGCGGGUCCGGGAUUUCAUAAUUGACGCAGAACUGGUAAGAAAGUAUGAGAAAGAAUUAUGCGAGAUGCGUUUGAAGGAGACGAUCGAAAGAAUGCAACGAAGUGAUGAUGAAAGAGAAGCCGAAAAACUGGCCGAAGUGCUUGACAAAAUUCACGUAGCUGAAAAAUCACAGGAGAAACUCGGCCUCGAGGAACUGAGUGAAAUUUUCAGUCAGUGUUGUCUGACUGAAAGCCCAAAGAAGUGUCAAGCGAAGUAG
Molecule: messenger RNA, 360 nt
Organism: Gongylonema pulchrum
Lineage: Eukaryota; Metazoa; Nematoda; Chromadorea; Rhabditida; Gongylonematidae
Source: the annotation of a GenBank genome assembly